Molecule: messenger RNA, 1430 nt
Organism: Orbicella faveolata
Lineage: Eukaryota; Metazoa; Cnidaria; Anthozoa; Scleractinia; Merulinidae
Product: toll-like receptor 2
Source: RefSeq, a predicted model, not a curated record
CUUCUGUCACGUUGUUGUGUCCUGAUUAAAUUGUCCUGUUCUCAUGCACACAGGGAAACCAACCUCAUCCACCUUGACUAGCACAACAGGCAAACCAACCUCAUCCACCUUAAGUCAAACUACAGCCAUACCAACUUCAUCCACCUUAAGUCAAACCACAGCCUCUGAAAGCGGCGGCUUAGAUUCCAGCUCUUCAUCCCCAGGUCCAUCAACUACGUCCUUUGGUACAAGUGACUACACAGCCACGAAUAAGACGUCAAGUCCCGACCACACCAUCAAGUAUGUGUUCAUUGCGACUGUGUCUGGGAUCCUGGUAGGACUGCUUCUCGUCCUUGGUUUCCUGAAAUGUAUGUUCCUGUACAUACGGCGAUCUAGGGGACGCUUCCCUGUGCCUUCAGGCUUCGAUUAUCACGCAUUAAUAAUAUUCAGCUCAAAAGAUUCCGAAUGGGUAAAAAAGAAGCUCCUUCGUCCCCUCGAGGAACAGCAUCAUUUCAAGUGCUGCAUUCACUACAGAGACUUUGAUCCUGGCAGCAUUUUUCUUGAAACCAUGGCGGAAAGCGUACAAAAAAGCUUCAAGAUUAUUGCAGUUUACUCUAAGGAUUUUCAGGAAAGUAAUUAUUGUCAGCAUGAGCUACAUCUUGCCGAGUACCGACAAGUAACGCAAGGCGACGAUUGCCUCGUGAUUAUAAGAAUUGAUGAAGCAGAACUCGAUAACCUUCCUCCAGGAUUACGUGGAAGAAGCGUAAUCGACUACUCCAAAACAGUGGAAAGACCUUUCUGGAUGAACAGACUUCUCCAGUUUCUUCAGGUCCCGGAGGAUUCCGGUAACCGGGACGCAGUUACGGGACAGGAGAGAGACACCAAUAAUCGUAUGUAUUCCCGUAUGGAGAGAAGAAUAAGAAAUUCAUUUGUGAGGCUUAACAGUACAAGCAGCAAUGGAUCAGCGGUGUCCUUUGUAUAGCCUCGCGACUCACUUAACUAGAGGAAUUGAGGAGCUGCUUCAGAAGACGCGUUCAAGAGAUAAUGAAUCAUACUGUCUUAGAUGUCACAAUCAGUGUUUACUUUGCUUUGGAGCACGUUUGCCGAGAAUGCAAUCAUUUCAACAAUUUGAUUUACAACUUGGGCCAGCGGCGCGUUUCAAGAAAAGCUCAAAAUGUUCAUGUAAGCCAGGCUGCGGGAGUUACGGGAUGUGUCUUGCGUUUGUUCUUGGUUGCAGGGCUGUGACCGGAAGCUGCGCUACUUCAGUAGUGCUUGGUUACACGCGAAUUGUACAUUGAUCACAAUCAGAGAGAAAGCUACUGUACAUUGUAAAGUAUUUACACAGCUUGCUUUAUAUUUAUCGAAGAAUCAAAUCAUCGCUCAUUCGUGAGAAAUAUCACCUCUGAUUCACAGACAACUUGGCCAUUGGGUGGAAAGCUGAGAAAAAAAAA